AUGGCCUGCCCGCUGCCGGCGCUGCCGCCCGGGCCCAAGGCGAUGUCCCGCAAGAAGGCGCUGCUGCUGCUCCUGCUGGCCUCCAGCACGGCCACCCUGCUCCUGCGGCAGAGCAUCCCCCUCGGCUGGUUCCCCAAGCCGCCCCUCUUCCGCUGCGCCCCGCCGCCCCCGCGGCCCAAGCACACCGCCGUGGCCUUCCUGAAGACCCACAAGACGGCCAGCACCACGGUGCAGAACCUGCUCUUCCGCUUCGCCGAGCGGCACAACCUGACGGUCGCCCUGCCGCACCACACCUGCGACCACCAGUUCUGCUACCCGCGCAACUUCUCCGCCCGCUUCGUGCACCCGCACACGCUCCCGCCGCGCCUGAUCGCCAGCCACAUGCGCUUCCACCGCGACGAGCUGCGCCGCCUCAUGCCCAACGGCACCGUCUACGUCACCAUCCUGCGCGAGCCGGUGGCCAUGUUCGAGUCGCUCUUCAGCUACUACAACCAGUACUGCCCGGCCUUCCGGCGGGUGCCCAACGGCUCCAUGGAGGCCUUCCUGGAGGAGCCGCGCCGCUACUACCGCCCCCACGAGAAGUACGCCGCCUACGCACACAACACCCUGGUGUACGACCUGGGCGGCGACCCCGAGCGCGGCCCGGACGACCCCUCCUACCUGCCCGCCUUCGUCCGCCAGGUGGAGGGCGUCUUCUCGCUGGUGAUGCUGGCCGAGCACUUCGACGAGUCGCUGGUCCUCCUGCGCCGCCUCCUCGCCUGGGACCUGGAGGACGUCCUGUACGUGCGGCUGAACAUGCGCAGCCCCGAGUCCAAGCUCAACAUCACCUCGCCCCGCGUGGCGGCCCAGAUCCGCCGCUGGAACGCCCUGGAUGCCCAGCUGUACGACCACUUCAACACCACCUUCUGGCGCAAGCUGGGCGAGGUGGGCCGGGACUGCGUGGCCAAGGAGGUCCGCGCCCUGCGCCGGGCCUGCCAGCGCCUGGCGCGCCGCUGCUUCGGGGGGCAGCCCCCCCUGCGCCCCGCGAUGCAGAUCAAGAACAAGGACCUGCGGCCCUGGCAGCCCAGCGCCAAGGUGGACAUCGUGGGCUACGACCUCCCGGGUUCGGGGACUCCGGCGGACGAGCAGUGCCUCAAACUGGUCAUGCCCGAGGUGCAGUACUCCCGCAACCUGCUGCGGAAGCAGAGCCUGCGGAGCCGGCGGAGGGCGGCCCCCCAUCGCCCCCUCCCCCCGAGAGGGCUCCUGCGCCCCCUCCGGCACCCGGCGCCCAAGGCGGCCUGA
Varanus komodoensis (Komodo dragon) is the source of this 1281-nucleotide messenger RNA. It is a transcript of the gene GAL3ST3, whose product is annotated as galactose-3-O-sulfotransferase 3. Gene Ontology annotation, biological process: glycolipid biosynthetic process. The coding region runs from base 1 to 1281 and encodes 426 amino acids. Gene Ontology annotation, cellular component: membrane. NCBI's taxonomy places the organism in Eukaryota, Metazoa, Chordata, Lepidosauria, Squamata, Varanidae. The record is from RefSeq and is a predicted model, not a curated record. Gene Ontology annotation, molecular function: galactosylceramide sulfotransferase activity. The transcript is spliced from 2 exons.